Messenger RNA from Globicephala melas (long-finned pilot whale), 1667 nucleotides. RefSeq names its product GRB2 related adaptor protein 2 (gene GRAP2). Gene Ontology annotation, molecular function: phosphotyrosine residue binding. Gene Ontology annotation, cellular component: cytoplasm; nucleoplasm; plasma membrane. Gene Ontology annotation, biological process: regulation of MAPK cascade; signal transduction. Lineage: Eukaryota; Metazoa; Chordata; Mammalia; Artiodactyla; Delphinidae. The record is from RefSeq and is a predicted model, not a curated record.
CAAUGGAUCUGCGAGCCUGUGCCCUGGGUUAGUGUGGUACUUGGAAGACAGCACAAGGUGGAUCUGUACUCUGAAAUGCAGACAUUUUGAUGUUGGAAUUCAUCUUCCUUGUUGCAAGAAAGGAUUCUAAUAACUCGGUGUCAAAGGCAUAGACUCAACCUCUUCUCUUCUGAAAGCUUCGCGUUACAACAUGGAAGCCAUUGCCAAGUUUGAUUUCAUGGCCUCAGGAGAGGAUGAACUGAGCUUUCACGCUGGAGAUGUUCUGAAGAUCUUAAGUAACCAAGAGGAGUGGUUCAAGGCGGAGCUUAGGAGCCAAGAAGGAUACGUGCCCAAGAAUUUUAUAGACAUCAAGUUUCCUGAGUGGUUUCACGAAGGCCUCUCACGACACCAGGCAGAGAGCUUGCUGAUGGGCAAGGAGGUUGGUUGCUUCAUCAUCCGGGCCAGCCAGAGCUCCCCAGGGGACUUCUCCAUAUCUGUCAGGCAUGAGGGUGAUGUUCAGCACUUCAAAGUCAUGAAAGACAACAAGGGUAAUUACUUCCUGUGGACAGAGAAGUUUCCAUCCCUCAACAAGCUGGUGGACUACUACAGGACGACUUCCAUCUCCAAACAGAAGCAGAUCUUUCUGAGGGAUAGGACCUGGGAGGAACAGGGUCAGCGGGGCAACAGCCUGGACCGGAGGUCCCAGGGAGGCCCACCCCUGAGUGGGACUGCGGGAGAAGAAAUCCGGCCUUCGAUGAACCGGAAGCUGUCGGAUCACCCCCCGCCCCCUCCCUCGCAGUAUCCCCCCGCACCACUGCCACCACAGCAGCGGUACCUGCAGCAGCAGCAGCCUUUUCAUCAGGAACGCCGUGGAGGCAGCCUGGACAUAAACGACGGGCACUGUGGCAUGGGCAACAGCAGCGAAAUGAAUGCCGCCCUCAUGCAACGGAGACACACAGACCCCGUGCAACUCCAAGCAGCCGGGCAGCGAGUGCGGUGGGCCCGGGCGCUGUACGACUUUGAGGCUCUCGAAGAUGAUGAGCUGGGAUUCCACUGCGGAGAGGUGGUUGAGGUCCUGGACAGCUCCAACCCAUCCUGGUGGACUGGCCGCCUGCACAACAAGCUGGGCCUCUUCCCUGCCAACUACGUGGCACCCAUGACCCGGUGAGGCCCUUCUGGAGGGCUCGGAAGCUUUGGUCUGAAGCUGCCUGCAAGUGAUGGAACAAGGAAGAAACUCUGGAAGUACACACACAUAUAUAUACGCGUGUAUAUGUACAUAUGCACACACGUAUAUAUGCCUACGUAUCUACACACUUAUAAUAGUAAUUUAUUGGCAAGUUCGUUGGUUACUUAGUUGAUAUGAAAGGAGCUCAGGUGGAGAAUUCUAUUCAUACUUAUCUUUCUGCUCCCCUCAGCGGGUGUGCAGAAGGCAGGGGGGGCGCUGGGAAGUGGGAGGCAGGGAAAUGACACCGACAUGCCUCCUGCCCUUAGGCCGGCACAGCUUCCUCCUCGUCUUGGGAAUUCUGACUGAGAGGACCUAAGCGGGAUCCACACCUGGUGCUGGACGCAGAAAAGCAGGGUGGGGUUGGACUUGGCGGGGCAUGUCCUCCUUUACCUGCAUAUCUGGCUCCCUGCCCCCUCCGAGGGUGUGCGGGGCUGCUGCCCCCCUCUCCCCACGGGGUGGGCAC